GAAUAGCGCCGGCAUCUUGUCACUGUGUGAUUUUCUCCCAUCGCUUUCCAGCGACAUUUUGAGUGGUGAAAAGUGCGUCCCAAUUCGCUCGGAUCAUCCCAAAAUAACUCGCGAUGGACGGCUGGUGCCGUGUUUGCUCACGGAACGAUGAUUUCCGGCGGUUCCCUUUGUUCGCGGUAGCGGAAGUGAGCCAGGAAGUUAUCGCUAAUAUGAUCACUAGCUGUACCGAUACACAGGUGUCUAGUGAAGAUGGCUUACCACAACAAAUAUGUCCAGACUGUUUGAUUGCGUUGAGCUUGUCGUUUUCCUUCCGCAAGUUGUGCCGUCGUUCGGAUGCUAAAUUUCGGGAAAGUUACGACGGAAGAACCCUUCUGCAGCCACAGGAUUCGCACGCUCGGCGCUCCCAGUCGCAAGUGAAUGAUGAUAAUACCUUCGAUAUUGUUCCUACCAUCAAAGAGGAGGUGGAGUUUUACGAUUAUGAGUGUAGUUUGCCACCCCAGGAGGACCAAUGGGUCAUACAGAACCCGAGAACCAUCGGUGAAGGGGCCAUGACAGUAGUACACAGUACCGGCCAAUAUUACGAUGAGGCUGAUGACAACGGAGAUCAGGACGCAAGCGUAGUGGUACCUAUGGUGACCCAUGACCCAUCGGUGUUUGGUGAAUGUUCGGGAAUCGGUCGUAAGGAAGAAAAAUGGAAGAAGAAACCGCAGACACCCGAACGGUUCAGCAAACGGAUCCGGCGGCAGGAUAGUCCCAUUUCGAGCGAACAAAUCGCUGCCGAGAAGCAACUGUACGAAUUGAAUCCCAACUGGAACAGCGCUAACACUGAGCCAGUUGUUGCCGCCAAUACUGGUAGUGUCACCAACCCCAACCCAGUCCAACAGCGCUGUGAGUACUGUAAGAAAAAAAUGAAAAAAUCCUACAAGCAUCGUAAUGGCAAAUGUCUAGCCCCGAAAGGCAAGAACGCUUCCAGACCCCGAUGUGUUUACUGCCAGAUGUCGUUUGUGCGUAGCACGAAUAUUUCAACUCAUUUGCGAAACAGCUGUCGAGUCUAUCGGCAGUUAUGUAACCAAAAGAGAAUCGAGGCGUUGGAUGCGAGUCAUCAAUCUACCGUAUCAACAAUUCUGCCCAGUAAUGACGUGAUGCGAGAUGGCGCAAGCUCUCCAAUGCAAACCGACAGCCAUCCCGAGACAACCGAUCAGAAGCCCAUUCUGCGGAAGCCCCAGACGAAAAAACUAACCCGUAGCAAAUGCCAAUACUGCAAGCUAUCAUUCUCCAAACGGGGAAAUCUCAUCAACCAUCAGCGUGAGCGAUGUAAAAUCCUUAAAGAACGAAACAAAAUAGAACCUCUUGAAACAUCCGGUACCAAUGUCGAAUCAGCCUGGGAAGACAUUGUUCCAGAGCAACCAAGACAACUACGAAGGUCACAAGAUAUCAGAGCGUCCACCGAAAAAAAAUUGCAGACUGACAAACCGCAGACUGAGAAAACGGAACCAACAAUUGAGGCGGCGACGAAAUGUGUAUACUGCACGCAAAAAGUGAGCAAGAAAACUCGCUUCCAGCAUCACAACGGACGAUGUGUGCUGGGUAGAGCGAACGCUGAGCAUCCAUGUGCCUAUUGUCCGAUGGCCUUCUCUUCGAGGAGUAAUCUGCUUCGACAUCAGCGGGAACGAUGUCAGCCGUAUCGCGAGGAGCAUGAUAUACCAACUGAAUGUGGUACAAAGGAUUCGACUGUAGGCUCUGAGGACCGCCAAAAUGAAUCGACCAAGAAGCCGCAACCUAUUAGUGAAACUAAACGAGAACCGAUUGAUGAGAAGCCCACCGUCAAAAGCAGCAAGGUUAGAAGACCAUUCUACCGUCAUCGGCGCCAGCGAAUCAAAGAUUCCGAGCGAUCCAAGCUGAAAGAAACACGUCGCAUUCGCCACAGCUUGGCUGACAAUAAUCAAACGCUAGAGUACUCGUGCGGAUAUUGUCGAAAAAGUUUUACUAUACGAGAUGAGCUGCUCGAGCACCAGCGAUCGUGCAACGUUAGAAAGUUACACAAACAGGUUAAAUGUCAACACUGUGGAGUAACGAUCUCGAAUCGAGGAAACUUGCGGAAGCAUCAACGACUAUACUGCAAACGUAUUCCCCGAUCGGAUGGUAUUAAAGCGGAAAAGAUGGAGGAAGGGGAGGAGGAAGAAUCUCCUAAAAAACAAAAAAUCGUCAAGAAAAUAUCAAAACAGGAAAAACUGAAUGAUAGUGAGGUUAACAUUGGCAAACCGGCGGAGAUAGAUAAUAAAUCUAGCGAGGAACAAGCAGGAGGAGGAGCGAAUAGCGUAGCUGAACUAACAAAUUUUAACCAUCCCUGCGAGUACUGCAAACGACCGUUCAAAUCAGAAGACCGAGCGCAGACGCAUUCACGCAAAUGUAUUGUGAAGCGAUCAAUGAAUCAGUUUAAUUGCAAUCUCUGCUCUGAGAGAUUCUCUAGUAGAAGCAACUUGUAUCGCCACCAGCGAGUGCGAUGUAAACCUCGUAAUAAGACUAAAACUCACAGCAUACUGGAGAAUUGCGUGAAAUUUGAACCCAUUCUUAGUACUAAACCCGAGCGAAAGACUCAAAAGGCUGACCCAGAUGAUCAGAGUGUAUUCUUCAAACCAUUGCUCGAACCCGAUUCAAACGCCAUAACUCGUCAAAGUCUAGAUAGAAAAACGGAUGUCGGAACUGAUAAGGAUGAAGGUAUUUUGUCCGACGAGAGACAAGCCCACAUGGAUCAGGAUCAGGCUACCCGUCAAUGUUUGGAUCAAGAAAAGGAUGACCGAAUUGAGGAAGAUGAGUAUGUUUUUCCCGAAGAGGAACAACACCCCUCGGAUCAGAGUCCAGUGGAGGAAACACAGCCAGAGCCCAAUCUCCAACACAAUAAUAAUGCUGAAGAUAUUAAAGAACCAGACAUUCAAAUAGGAGCGGAAAGGGGUUUAACUGUAGAUGAAAGAAAGGAAGAUAAUAAACCAUUGGUAAAUAAAGAGGAACUAGCUGAAGAAAUUCUUCCCGACGGUGUACAAGAACGGGAGGAAGUGCUACAUGAGCCCAUAAUAGCGGCGGAAACGGAUAAGGUAUGAAUGCAAUGACUAGGCAUUUUUCGGAAACAUUCUAGACGAAUUUGUGUGUAAGUUGAAAAUAUUAUUGUAAAUGGAAUUUACAUAUUUACUUUUUCAUCGUGACGACCGUGAUCGGACAUACCAAGUAUUGCACAGAUGUAAAGUCAUAGGGUUAAUGUCGUGGCUAAAGAUGAAUAGAGAUGAAGAAUAUAUAUUACAAAAAAUAUUAAAAAAAAAACACGUGUUGAUAACGUACAUACUCGAAA
Molecule: messenger RNA, 3343 nt
Organism: Toxorhynchites rutilus septentrionalis
Lineage: Eukaryota; Metazoa; Arthropoda; Insecta; Diptera; Culicidae
Product: zinc finger protein 594-like
Exons: 6
Coding region: 114-3098 (994 amino acids)
Cellular component (GO): nucleus
Molecular function (GO): zinc ion binding
Source: RefSeq, a predicted model, not a curated record